Benincasa hispida (wax gourd) is the source of this 2283-nucleotide messenger RNA. Its product is annotated as Ubiquitin carboxyl-terminal hydrolase family protein. Gene Ontology annotation, molecular function: RNA binding. The record is from RefSeq and is a predicted model, not a curated record. NCBI's taxonomy places the organism in Eukaryota, Viridiplantae, Streptophyta, Magnoliopsida, Cucurbitales, Cucurbitaceae.
AAGGUAUUAAAAAAUGUAACCCUAUAUAUUUCCCUCUCUUGCUAUCGAGUCCGUCUCAGCUGCUUGCUUACAAACCAGGGACUAGGCCUCUUAGUUCCAGGUGGUAAAGAACCUGAAGAUAAUGGCUUACAGUUUAAUCUGUUGAUGCUAGACAAUAGCGUCCCCCAUCUGAUGCUCUUGAAUCAGAGUUGGAAGAAGGAUAUGUGUCAUCUUCUUUAGAUUAAUUUGAUGAAUCUGUUUACCUAUACAAAACUGAAAAAUGGUUUUAUCUUCUCAUUUCUUGACCCCUACGGAUUGGCAUGUAACUUUACUGAGUUCAAACCUCCUCUGUGGCAAUCCAUUGUGGUUGCAUUCCAAUGUCAGUUGCAAGUACCAAAGAAAAGAAAAUUUCGAAACUCGUUAUACUUUGACUCCUUGUUCCUCUCUCAAGAUUGUCCGUAGUCGUUCGUUAGAUCGGCAUGCUGUAAAACAUAACAAAACUCGAUUUGUGCAAAAGCUGAUAAUCCUACUGCUAUCUAAACCAAAGCAUUAUAUACCACUACACAUUCUUUCCAAAUGCCGUGGAUAUCUUUCCCUUCCCAGACCUCGCUCUCUCCUUUCAAUGAUUCAUCGUUAUCCUUCCAUAUUUGAACUUUUUUCAAUCCCCUAUCCACCCACACCACUCAAUGCAACAAAGGUAUACCCCCAACUUUGUGUUCGUCUAACCCCAGCAGCAGCAUCUCUUGCUAAACAGGACUCUGAUCUCAAAUUGGUGAUCUCUAACACCUUGGCUGAAAAGCUCCAGAAAUUACUUAUGCUUUCUUCACACCACAGGAUUCUUUUAUCAAAGCUGGUGCACCUUGCUCCUGAUCUAAGCAUGCCCCCAAAUUUUAGGUCCCGUCUCUGUAAUGAUUAUCCAGAAAAAUUUAGGACUGUUGAUACCUCAUAUGGCCGUGCACUGGAGCUUGUCUCCUGGGACCCAGAGUUGGCAAAGCCUUUACCUUGCCUUCAAGUUCCUUCACGUGAGCUAAUAGUGGAUAGGCCAUUAAAAUUCAACUUGUUGAGACUAAGAAAGGGGCUGAAUUUGAAAAGAGCCCACCAGGAAUUUCUAAUUAAGUUCAGGGAUUUGCCAGAUGUUUGCCCUUACAAAACUCCUGCAAGUGAAUUGGCUAAGGAGUCUCUUGAGUCAGAGAAACGAGCUUGUGCUGUGGUGCGAGAGGUAUUGGGGAUGAUGAUUGAGAAGAGGACUUUAAUCGACCACUUGACACAUUUCAGAAAAGAUUUUGGGCUACCAAAUAAACUGAGAGGAAUGAUUGUGAGGCAUCCAGAGUUAUUUUAUGUGAGUUUGAAGGGUCAGAGAGACUCUGUAUUCCUUGUGGAGGGGUUUGAUGAGAAGGGUGUUCUUGUGAAGAAGGAUGAGACUUUGGCAAUAAAAAAUCAAUGGAUGAAGCUUUUGAUGGAAGGGAAAAGGAUGAGACAGGAGAAGAAGAAGGCUCGAAAAUAUGACAGUAAAUAUGGAAAUGAGCAUAAAAAUGAUAAUCAUGAUCAUGAGAUGGAAACUGACUUUGAUGAUGAUUACGAUGAUGGUUUUGAGAGUUUAUUUCAGUAUGAGGAUUUAGAUUUUGAGGAUGAGAGGAGUGACCUUCCAAGCAAUUGGUUGAAUGGAGACUUUUGGAUUACAAAUAAUGUAGAUAUUAUUAAUGAUGCAGAUGGAGGACGUAUAGAACCUUGGUGAUGGUUACUUUUAAUUUGUUUCAUGCAUUUGGAAGGUUCAUCAAAAUAUUUCUAUAAUUAAUGUAAACGAAGUGUCUCUUCAGAAUUCAGAAAAAGAACUUUGUGAAUAUAAAGGUUGGCCCGGAAAGCUCAAAGGAUAUUUUGAGCCUGAUGAUCUAUAGGAAGGGCUGAAGCUACUGCCUCUAAUCUCAUCUAUUCGUGCACGAGAAAGGUCCCCAUGAAUUAGUCCUUUGCUGAUAUACCAUCAUACCUUCUCAAGCUGUAUAAUUCGAACCUGCUUGUCAUGUUCUUUUGUCCCCUCAAAAUGUACAAUUAUUGCGAGACCUUUCUAUGAAGUCUGGACAAAACUUCUUCCUAAUCAAGAGGGACGUAUGAGAUAUAAGUUCUAACUCCUACGUAUGUAUACCAUUAGAUAAAUUAAGACAAGAAAUUCAUGUUAAUGAAUAAUGUAAAUAUUCAGAUAUAGUUUGGUACCUCAUUCUACCCCUUGGUCGCUUGCAGAGAGUGUAUUCAGAAUUUGUUCUCCUUGGAUAUCUGUUAAUAAGACAUUUUCUGGUUACUCAUUUACAG